Molecule: messenger RNA, 1802 nt
Organism: Pyricularia oryzae 70-15
Lineage: Eukaryota; Fungi; Ascomycota; Sordariomycetes; Magnaporthales; Pyriculariaceae
Exons: 3
Coding region: 297-1676 (459 amino acids)
Biological process (GO): transmembrane transport
Cellular component (GO): fungal-type vacuole membrane
Molecular function (GO): transmembrane transporter activity
Source: RefSeq, a predicted model, not a curated record
GUCUGGCGGAAUUUUGAUCAUCUUGACCAAGAUGCAGUAUGUAUAAAUGCACAUGGUUUCCAGCUGCGGUAACAUCCAAAGGAGGGACUCUUUCUUGACAGUGAAUCGCUUGCGUGGAAGACAUCCUCGAACCAAAAUUACAUCCAUCUUCUUUUCCAGGGCAUUGGCGCUUUGCCUGGUGGCGGAGGGAGCUUUAGGGAACUGCUUGGACAGAAAGAUUAAGGAAUAGGUAUAUACCUGGAGAGGAGGAGAAAAGAGGAAGAAACCGUUUAUUCUAAAAACGACUUGUUUAGAUAAUGACAAGGGCCUCGGACGAUCAAGCGGGUAGGAGGCUAAGUCAGGAGGUCUCCUCUGCCACUGAUAUGGAGGAGACGGCGGAAAAGACGACGACAAACUUGAAUCUACAAAAGGUUCCUACCACGACGGGAGGAGAAGAGGCUGCUGUCCUGGGACCGGAGCCUGAUGAACUUCCCAACGGUGGUUUGCGGGCCUGGCUACAAGUUUUGGGCGGCUUCCUCCUAUUCUUCAAUUCAUGGGCAAUCGUCAACUCCUUCGGCGUUUACCAGAGCUAUUAUUCUCAGAAUCUGCUCAGCAGUCAAUCGCCAUCCAACAUUUCAUGGAUCGGAUCUAUACAAGGCUUCUUGCUCCUCGCUGUCGGCUGCAUCGCCGGGCCUUUGUUUGACGCCGGCUACUUUCGAAUCGUCAUCACUACGGGAGCUUUCUUGGUUGUCGUCGGCUUCAUGAUGACGAGCCUUGGCACCGAGUACUGGCAUAUGCUUCUAGGCCAAGGCUUUUGUAUGGGCUUGGGUGCUGGAUGUCUCGUUGUCCCAUCCCUUGCCCUUCUACCGCAGUACUUUGGCCCAUCCAAGCGAGCACUGGUCAUCGGAAUUGCCGUGACCGGGAGCAGCCUCGGCGGCGUGGUGUAUCCGCUUCUUUUCACAGCCCUGCUCAGCCGUAUCGGCUUCGGCUGGACCAACCGUGUACUAGGUUUCAUCUCACUGGGCACGCUGGGUACCGCAGUUAUCGUCAUGCGCACUCGUGUGAAGCCUCGCCAGGUGCGGUCCCUGUUUGACCCAGCUUCGUUCCACGAGACGCCCUACCUACUGUACUGCGCGGCCCUAUUUUGCUCAAAUUUCGGUUUCUUCGUGCCCGUCUUCUAUCUGCAGCAGUACGCUCUUGGCCACGGGUUGGAGCACAGCGAGGACUUAGCGCGGAACCUGGUGGCAGUGCUGAACGGGGCGUCCAUCUUGGGACGUCUCGCACCUAGCCUUGUGGUGCCGUACAUUGGGCCCAUAAAUACAAUGAUUUGGGUCGCCGGCAUGGCAGCGGUGGUUACGUUUUGUUGGGUGGCGGUUAAUGACCUGGCUGGAAAUGUCUUAUUUGCAAUCUUGUAUGGAUUCAGCACUGGCGGCAUCGUAAGUCUCCCGGCUGUAGUGUUGGCAUCAGUCACCAAAGAUCUUGGCUUUCUAGGUGCACGAAUGGGCACUUCAAACCUUAUUAAUGCAGUCGGCUCGCUCUGUGGCCCCCCGCUUGCUGGUGCCAUAUUGAAGUCAGGUCGAGGUUCCAACUGGUUGGGCUUGCAGUUGUUUGCCGCCUUUACCCUUACGUGCACUGCUUUGUUAUUUUACACAAUGCGCGUGGCUAGAGUCGGGCCUAGACUGCUUUGCAAAGCAUGAUGUAUUCUUGUAAACAAAAUCUGGCUUGGUACGUAUAUGUACCUAUAUAUCUUACCCUAUUAACCUAACCUACCUUACCUACCAAGCCCAGGUACAUUAUCUUACUUGAAGUUUCUUGUUUCGUCU